UAUUAUCUCCUGCAUCUGUCGUAAACGUGAAGGACAGUACCAGUACCACACUCACCAAACCUAGUACUAGGCUGUACUUGCAAGGCCACCACGCUCACCAAGCCUAGUACUAGGCUGCACUUGCAAGACCACCACACUCACCAAUCCUAGUAUUAGGCUGUACUUACACGACCACCGCACUCACCAAGCCUGGUACUAGGCUGUACUUGCACGACCACCACACUCAUCAAGCCUAGUACUAGGCUGUACUUGCACGACCACCACACUCACCAAGCCUAGUACUAGGCUGUACUUGCACGACCACCACACACACCAAGCAUAGUACUAGGCUGUACUUUCACGUCCACCACACUCAUCAAGCCUAGUACUAGACUGUAUUUGCACGACCACCCCACUCACCAAGCCUAGUACUAGAUUGUAUCUGCACGACCACCUCACUCACCAAGCCUAGUACUAGGCUGUACUUGCACGACCACCACAAAAUUUUUAAUCCUCAACAUUUUCCUGCAAUCAUUAUUAAUUCAAAACAUAUACCAUGACACAUCACUCGAUCUCCUUUUUGGUCAGUGUUGUGGCUGUGUUGCUCUCUGUAGUGAUGGAUACUUCCAAAGGGCAGUGUCCCGUGCCACACAGAUGUACAGGGUUUGGGCUGGAGUUACUUGCUACUGACACAGGAGAGGCGGCUUUCUGCAUAAAAGCUGGCGCCGAUCCUGUGUGUCCAGGUGUUUAUGUAAAUGGUACGACCAUCUUCACAACCUCUACUGCCUCUACUAUGACUACUUCCAGUGCUAAUCCAGGCACAAAUACCACUACCACCACUGUGACUACUACCAACUCCAGUACAAGUACAACCAGUGAUACUAUCAGUGAUACUACCAGUGAUACUACUAGUUAUACUACCAGUGAUACUACCAGUGAUACUACCAUCAUUUCUAUCACUACCACCGCACAGGUUCUUAGGUGUGAUGUACCAUCGUGUGUGGAUAAACAUAUAGGAGUGUAUGCUUACCCUGAGUGUAAGUGUGAGAAGUACUACACAUGUUCGAAGUCUGCCUCAGAUUCCAGCAGACUCGUCCUCCACCAGUACACUUGUUCAGGUGGCAAAGUAUUCAGUAACGUCACCAAUGUUUGUGUCACCAACAGGCUUGCCUGUCCAUAUCCUCUGCGCUGAUUAAAUGUUUUUUUAUUAAACAUAUGGAGCUACUCAGGGGUUUCAUUCCUUGUAUGUACCAUCAUUUAUCUUAUUGUGAUAAAUAACUCAGAAGAAUUGUAACCUGAUGCGGUCUGAGCCUGAAUUUCAUCUUAGUCGCUCAGCGUUGUACUAAAACAAGUUCCCCACUAGUUUUCUUUUCAUUGCGUUAACCAAAACGUAU
Molecule: messenger RNA, 1373 nt
Organism: Cherax quadricarinatus
Lineage: Eukaryota; Metazoa; Arthropoda; Malacostraca; Decapoda; Parastacidae
Cellular component (GO): extracellular region
Molecular function (GO): chitin binding
Source: RefSeq, a predicted model, not a curated record